AUGGAGGAACUACAAAGGCUUAUUGUAGAAUAUGUACCACCUGAUCUUCAUAAUGUAGAGGAGCAACAAUCUGAGUAUGAAGUUUCAGAUGGGGAUGUGCAUUCCGAUGAAACUGAUGAGGAUAGGGAUUUGGGUAAGUCUAGCAUAAGCAGAGUAGUUUAUGAUCCAAAGUGUGAUCACAAAGAACUACAAAUAGUUAUUGGGAUGAUGUUUCAGGAUGGAUGGCAACGCAGGAGUGCUUUAACUUCAUAUUCCAUAGAGAAUGGGAAGUUCAUACAGUUUAGAAGGGUUUCUAAACGUCAGUGUGAGGCUCGGUGCAUUCCACCGUGUGAAUGGAAAGUGUAUGCUAGUGUAGUUAAAGAAGAUCAGUCAUUCUGCAUCAAAAGAUAUAGGGGGUAUCAUAGCUGUCCAAGAGCAAUGAGUAACAAACUUCUUACCUCUAAGUGGGUAGCAAUGAAGUAUUUAAAUGUUUUCAGAGUUAGACCGGAAUUGUCUAUUGCAGAAUUGAGAGCUGAUAUUGUUACAAGGUUUAAGUAUGACUUGCCUAAAGAUAGGUUAUACAAGGCCAAAUUUAUUGCAAAAGAACUUGUUCGGGGUACAGUUGAGCACUAUUAUGGGCAGCUUAGGAGAUACAUUGCUGAAUUGAGAAGGGUUGACAGGGAGGGUCGAUUUGAGUUGUUGUUGGGUGAUAAUGUUGUUUUUCGAGGGUUAUACAUGGGAUUUAGCAGCCUGAUUAAGGGUUUCAAAAGGAGUUGUAGACCCUUAAUUGGAUUGGAUGGUUGCUUCUUGAAGACUUAUUUAGGUGGUAUAUUGUUGUGUGCUAUAGGGAAAGAUGGAAAUGAUCAAAUGUAUCCCAUAGCAUGGGCAGUUGUUGAAAUAGAAAAUGAGGAGAAUUGGAGUUGGUUCCUCAAGUGUUUGAUUGAGGAUAUGGGCAUUGGAGAUGGCAAUGGAUACGCUUUCAUCUCAGAUCAACAAAAGGGGUUACAGAAUGCAGUAGCCUCACUGGCGCCAUUUGCAGAGCACCGAAAUUGUGCACGACAUGUUUACAUGAAUUGGAAGAAAGAGCAUAAGGGAUCAACAUUGAAAAACAUGUUUUGGCGGGCUGUCAGAAGCACAUAUAUUGAGGAGUACAAGGCUGCAAUUGAAGAAAUGAAACUUGAAGAUCGGGCAGCCUAUGAAGACUUCAUCAAUAGAGACACUCACAAGUUUUGUAAGGCUUUCAUCUCCACUACUUGUUGUAGUGAUAUGGUAGAUAAUAAUAUAGCAGAAACAUUUAAUGGUUACAUCUUAAAUGCUAGAGGAAAACAUAUCAUCCAUAUGUGUGAGGAGAUUAGGUGUAAUCAAAUGGUUAGGCAGGUGAAGAAAAUGGACAUUAUCUCUAAAAAUAAUGACACCAUAUGUCCUAAUAUUAGAAAGAAAAUAGAGAAACUGAGGGCAUCUUGUGGAGGUUGUGUAGUUCAUCCUGCUCUUGGGGGUAAGUUCGAGGUGCACCAGUACGAUGAUAAGUUUGUUGUGCACAUAGGCAAUCAUACGUGCACAUGUAGGGUUUGGGAUGUAUCUGGAAUACCAUGUUUACAUGCAGUAGCUGUUAUACAUUUCAUGAAUCAAGAUCCAGUGCAUUAUGUACAUCGAUAUUACACCGUUGAAAAUUACAUGUUAGGCUAUCAGCUUGGUCUAGAACCAGUUAGAGGUGAGAAAAUGUGGCCUGAGGUUUCUGGGUUUAAGGUUAAACCACCUGUGAUAAUUAAGAGGGUUGGUAGGCCUAAAAAGAAGAGGGCUAGGUCUGCUACGGAAAGAGAUCAACAAAAUCCCAACAAAUUGAGGAAGACAUGGGUGAAGAUGACGUGCAAAAACUAUGGUGGCGUAGGUCAUAACACGAGAGGGUGCAAGAAUGAGAAAGUGGAUAUUCCUACCAAAGAAAAGGGGAAAAGAGGGAGGCCUGCCAAGCCAAAAGAUGCUACGAGUACUUCGACAUCGAAGGGUAGAUCUAAUAGAAAGACACCUCAAGCAACUGAUGCAGCAACUGUGGCUAGAGAAAGGAACUUUGCUAGACGAGGUGUUGGCGUAUUCAUAGCUGAGGGCACCGGAAACAUCUAUACUCAUGCUCCAUUCCAAAGGAGAGUGCACCAUGUGAAUCGUGUAAGAGGAAAUAGAGAAGAAGCAACAAGUACUACUCAUCAGGGGGUAUCUUCCACACAAGAAAGCAGGAACACAUCAGAGAAUGCACCUAGAGAUUAA
Molecule: messenger RNA, 2238 nt
Organism: Salvia miltiorrhiza (redroot sage)
Lineage: Eukaryota; Viridiplantae; Streptophyta; Magnoliopsida; Lamiales; Lamiaceae
Exons: 3
Coding region: 1-2238 (745 amino acids)
Molecular function (GO): zinc ion binding
Source: RefSeq, a predicted model, not a curated record